AUGGACAAUAUUACUAAUGGUUUUUGGACCAAAUGGGGAUUUCCUAAUUGCUCAGGUAGCAUCGAUGGUAAACAUAUGCGAAUUAACGCACCAGUGCAUUCUGGCAGCAUGUUCCGUAAUUAUAAGUGCUUUUUCUCAAUUGUAUUGCAAGCUGUUGUGGAUGCAAACUAUAGAUUUAUUGCUAUAGAUGUGGGAGCCUAUGGUAAAGAGAGUGACGGUGGAAUAUUUUCGCAUUCAAAUCUUUCACAACAAUUGGAAAAUGGUGCUCUCAACGCAAACCAAGAAAAAGUAUUACUUGGAAGUAACAUAGCUUUGCCUCACUUCUUAGUUGGUGAUGAGGCUUACCCGUUAAAAACAUAUCUAAUGCGCCCUUAUCCGCAAAAAAAUUUGGGCCCAGAAGAAGAAAUAUUUAACAAACGCUUAACAAAUGUAAGGCAAGUUGUUGAGUGUGCCUUUGGUAUUUUGAGUAGCAAGUGA
Molecule: messenger RNA, 477 nt
Organism: Rhopalosiphum maidis (corn leaf aphid)
Lineage: Eukaryota; Metazoa; Arthropoda; Insecta; Hemiptera; Aphididae
Product: protein ALP1-like
Exons: 1
Coding region: 1-477 (158 amino acids)
Source: RefSeq, a predicted model, not a curated record